Molecule: messenger RNA, 2369 nt
Organism: Daucus carota subsp. sativus
Lineage: Eukaryota; Viridiplantae; Streptophyta; Magnoliopsida; Apiales; Apiaceae
Product: protein CYPRO4
Exons: 2
Coding region: 119-2047 (642 amino acids)
Cellular component (GO): nucleus; cytoplasm
Molecular function (GO): protein binding
Source: RefSeq, a predicted model, not a curated record
ACAUUCCUAUUUUACACACACUGCGAUCACAAUUCACAACAAUUGUGCAUUUCAUUUCAGUUUCCCUUUUACUCUGCAUUUCACUUUUAUCCAAACACGCCCUUAUUUUUUCGUCACUAUGGGCGGCUCGCACAGUCGCGAAGGCCUCGAUCUCUCCGACUCCGAGUAUGACUCCGAGUCGGACUCUCAAAACGACGUCGCAGAGGAUUACUACGACGCCGCUGAUGACGGUAAUUCAAAACCCUCGUCAUCGAGCAAAACCCUAGAAAACAUCGACGCGAAGCUUCAGAAGUUGAAAAUUAAGCCGGCGCAAAACCUAGAAAAGAGGUCCGAGAAUUCGGUGAAGCUUUAUUUACAUGUUGGAGGGAAUACGGCGCAGGCGAAAUGGAUUGUGGCGGAGAAACACACGUAUUAUACGAUAUCGAAAACUAAUCGAAACGAGCUAGAGGAAUUGGGGGAAGAUGAGGUAGAUGAGAUAUGCGGGGGGAUGGAUGAGUUUUGGAUGUUGAGAGUGGGGAGUAAAGUUAGGGCUAGGGUUUCAACUGAUUUGCAAUUGAAGAUGUUUGGUGAUCAGAGGAGAGUUGAUUUUGUCGAGAGAGGCGUGUGGGCGUUGAGGUUUUUUAGUGAUGAGAGCUAUAGGAGGUUUGUUGGGUUGUUUCAGGAUUGUUUGUUUGAGAAUGUGUAUGGAAUGAGGGCUAGUGAGGAGAGUAAGGUGAAGGUUUAUGGGAAGGAUUUUAUGGGGUGGGUUAAGCCUGAGGUUGCGGAUGAUACGAUGUGGGAGGAUGCAGAUGAUGGGGUGUGGAAGAGUGGGGAGAAGACGAGUUUGAGGGACGAUAGUGAGAGUCAGAAUUUGUUGGAGGAGUUUGAGGAGGCUGCGACUGCCGGUGGGGGAGGGAUUCAGAGUUUGGCGUUGGGUGCGUUGGAUAAUAGUUUUUUGGUUAGUGGUUCUGGGGUUCAGGUUGUGAAGAAUUUCAGUCAUGGGAUUCAUGGGAAGGGGGUUUAUGUGAAGUUUGAUAAUGGGGGGAAGAGGGGGAUUGGGGGGAGUGGGAGUAAUUCGACGCCAAAGAAGGCGUUGUUGAUGAGGGGGGAGACCAAUAUGUUGUUGAUGAGCCCGUUGAAAGAUGGGAAGCCACAUGCCAUGGGGUUGAAUCAGUUGGAUAUUGAGACAGGGAGGGUUGUUACGGAGUGGAAGUUUGAGAAGGAUGGGUGUGAUAUUUCGAUGAGGGAUAUUACGAAUGAUAGCAAGGGAUCACAGUUGGAUCAUUCAGAGAGUACGUUUUUGGGGUUGGAUGAUAAUAGGCUGUGUCAGUGGGAUAUGCGUGAUAGGGCGGGAAUGGUUCAGACUAUUGCAAAUUCUAAUUCUCCGGUGUUGCAUUGGAAUCAGGGCCAUCAGUUUUCUAGAGGGACGAAUUUCCAGUGUUUUGCGUCUACUGGUGAUGGUUCGAUUGUGGUGGGGUCUCUUGAUGGAAAAAUUAGGCUGUACUCAAAUAAAUCCAUGAGGCAGGCCAAGACUGCUUUCCCCGGGCUUGGAUCGCCGAUCACCCAUGUUGAUGUAACAUAUGAUGGUAAAUGGGUGUUGGGUACCACAGAUACGUAUCUAAUCCUUAUAUGCACCCUAUUUACCGACAAAGAUGGAAAGACUAAAACAGGAUUUGGUGGUAGAAUGGGGAACAAGAUUCCAGCUCCAAGGUUGUUGAAGCUGACCCCUGUGGAUUCUCAUAUGGCUGGAAAGAACAACAAAUUCCAUGGAGGUCAAUUCUCAUGGGUCACUGAAGGCGGGAAACAAGAACGUCACCUGGUGGCAACAGUAGGAAAGUUUAGUGUGGUUUGGAAUUUCCAGCAAGUGAAGAAUAGUGCCCACCAUUGCUACCAUAAUCAACAAGGGCUGAAGAGCUGCUAUUGUUAUAAGAUUGUGCCAAAGGACGAGUCGAUCAUUGAAAGUCGCUUCAUGCACGACAAGUUUGCUCUUACAAACUCUCCUGAAGCUCCACUUGUAGUGGCGACACCAAUGAAAGUUUCUUCUUUCAGCAUGUCUGGAAAGCGAUAGUGCUGCUUUAAGUGGUGUGCUUUUCAUGUUAAAAAAGAACUUUUAGAUGUGUUUGUGAACAGGGUCGUUAGAUUUUUUUAAGGGGUAUUAGUCUGUUUCUAGUUGUAGGUCUUUUAUUUUUGUUUCUUUUUUCAAGUAAUUACUUUGUCUUGGGAAAAGUGAUCAUUGUCAGCAAUGUCUAGUGUAGUAGUGUUUCUAAUUUGUGUGCUGCUUUUAGUUUUUGUGUAUUUGGAGGGCUGUGGACAAUUGUGUACAGAGUUUUUGUUUUGGAGGGCUGUGGACAUUUGUGUGCAAUGCAUUUGGUUUGAUGUUGUGUGGAUAA